This is a messenger RNA of Fraxinus pennsylvanica, 822 nucleotides long. Lineage: Eukaryota; Viridiplantae; Streptophyta; Magnoliopsida; Lamiales; Oleaceae. The record is from the annotation of a GenBank genome assembly.
AUGGAAGCAUUCUCGGCUGUAUCUUUCAGUCGACCUAGUUUCUUCAAUAAUGUAAUGAUUGACACCAGCGAAUGUAGAAUUUUAAAUAGUACCUGCGUUGAUCACACUAGGAUGCUGCAAUAUCUUUAUUCACAUCCCCACAAGCGAAGCAAAUUAGUUUUGUGCAAAUUAGUUUUGUCGAGCAGUUUUGGAGUGGGAUCUUGUUUAUCUGGUUGCCACGGUCAUAAUUCAUGGCAUACAACUCUGACACCUUUCAGGCAUCCUUCCCAAUUAUGUUCAUUGAGAUCAUGUCGAGUGAAAGCUGACAACUCUGAUGGGACUUUGAGUGGCGAACGUGUCAUACUGACUGAGCAGACAUUGGAGCGAGAACUGCAGAUUGCUAUUGAAGAAGAAAACUAUGCCCGAGCAGCAAAAAUCAGGGAUAGUCUUAAAACUCUCCAAGAGGAUAGCAAGGCUUCAGUAUUAGGAGCGAAUGCCAGGUUUUAUAAUUCGUUCAGAAAUGGGGAUUUGGCUGCUAUGCAAGCUCUCUGGUCUAAGGAUGAGCAUGUGUGUGUUGUGCAUCCUGGUGUCAGUGGCAUAUCUGGUAAUGACCUUGUGAUGGGGAGUUGGGAAAUUGUAUGGGCGGACUAUGAUUUCCCACUAGAUAUUGAGAUUAAAGACGUUCAAGUUCAUGUAAGAGGUGAUGCAGGGUAUGUCACGUGCAUUGAAAUGGUUAAGAAAAAGGAUAAUAACUGGAGAAGACACUUCGCCACAAAUGUUUUUGAGAGGAUUGAUGGUCAGUGGUUCAUGUGUAUUCACCAUGCAUCGUAUAUUGACCUGUGA